GCGGCUGCCGUAGGGGUUAUGCUGGUCCUGGUGCUGGUGGUCCUCAUCCCCGUGCUCGUCAGCUCCGUGGGUACCGAUGCCAGCCACUAUGAGAUGCUGGGCACCUGUCGUAUGGUGUGCGACCCCUACCUGAACAAGGGCACUCCGGCCAGCAGCACCAGCUCCACCGGUCUCCAGGCUGAGGCAGAGGCGUUAAGCGACCACGGCAACGUGCUUCCACCCUCCACCUUACUGCAGGGCCCACAGGGGAAGCCUGGCAGGCCAGGCAAGCCCGGACCACCGGGACCACCGGGAGAACCGGGUCCACCGGGACCCUCGGGACCUCCUGGUGACAGAGGGGAUCAGGGACGGACUGGGAUUUUGGGUCUGGGGGGGAACGGAGCUAUCAGCACGGCCACCUACAGCACAGUGCCUCGGGUGGCCUUCUAUGCGGGGCUUAAGAACCCCCACGAAGGCUACGAGAUCCUCAAGUUUGACGACGUGGUUACCAACCUAGGCAACAACUACGAUGGCAUUGCGGGCAAGUUCAUCUGCAGCAUACCGGGCACAUACUUCUUCAUCUACCAUGUGCUGAUGAGAGGAGGAGAUGGCACCAGCAUGUGGGCAGACCUUUGCAAGAAUGGCCAGGUUCGUGCCAGCGCCAUCGCCCAAGAUGCCGACCAGAACUACGACUACGCCUCCAACAGCGUCAUCCUCCAUCUGGAAGCGGGCGACGAGAUAUACAUCAAACUGGACGGAGGCAAAGCCCACGGAGGGAACAACAACAAGUACAGCACCUUCUCCGGCUUCAUCCUCUACGCCGACUGA
Cyclopterus lumpus (lumpfish) is the source of this 807-nucleotide messenger RNA. It is a transcript of the gene c1ql1l2, whose product is annotated as C1q-related factor. The transcript has 2 exons. Gene Ontology annotation, molecular function: protein binding. The record is from RefSeq and is a predicted model, not a curated record. Lineage: Eukaryota; Metazoa; Chordata; Actinopteri; Perciformes; Cyclopteridae. Bases 19 to 807 code for a protein of 262 amino acids.